AUCUAAAUGUGAGAGAGAGGGGACUUUGUAUAGCGUGGGGGAGGCGAGAGGGUUGGUAAAAGCGAGGAAACAUGGCGAGGAGCCUCUCCUACAUCACGCCCUCGCAGCUCAUCUCCAUCACCCGCAACCCCAAGAUCGCCAUCAUCGAUGUCAGAUGUGCUGUGCCAACAAAGGGAUGAGGAGAGGAGCUACGAUGCGCACAUCGCGGGGUCGCUCCACUUCCCCAGCGACACCUUCUCCGAGAGGCUCCCCGAUCUCCUCCGAUCCGUGCGGGGCAGGGACACCCUCGUCUUCCACUGCGCCCUCAGCAAGGUCCGGGGACCAUCAUGUGCGCGAUUGUUUUUGGAUUAUUUAUCAGAAACAAAAGAUGCUGGCAUAAAAAAUGUCAUGAUUUUGGAACGCGGAUUCAAUGGAUGGCAGGCUGCUGGCAGACCUGUUUGUCGCUGCACCGACGCUCCCUGCAAAACUCAUGACGUUUGAAAAUCAAAGCAAUAUUCAUAUACAGAUAAUAUUGGUUGAUUGAGUCGCACUAUUGUCUAUCGCUAGCCCAUAAUCUCUCCUUGUGGGGAUGCACUAUCUGUUAUUGUGAUUGCUACAUACGGAAGAUUUUCCAGCUCUCAAUUUGCCUGAGAUUUCUUUUUUGUAGCUUGAAGUCUACUUGUAUCGUUUAUAAAUGUCAUCGUUCUCUUAUCGUUUGCUCAAAGCUUUUAGCUCAGUUAGAAGCAGGCUGUUUGGUUUUCA
Messenger RNA from Ananas comosus (pineapple), 741 nucleotides. RefSeq names its product arsenate reductase 2.2. The transcript is spliced from 3 exons. Gene Ontology annotation, molecular function: protein tyrosine phosphatase activity. Lineage: Eukaryota; Viridiplantae; Streptophyta; Magnoliopsida; Poales; Bromeliaceae. Bases 148 to 480 code for a protein of 110 amino acids. Gene Ontology annotation, cellular component: nucleus; cytoplasm. The record is from RefSeq and is a predicted model, not a curated record.